UUUUGCGAGCACAAGUGCCAGUUAAGAUAUGGGUGAGUGGGCAGCAUCUGUGUACGAGUACACGAUUGGCCGCUUCCUUGCUUUGAGCGCGGAAGGCGUGGGACCGCCGGCAUCACCAUACACCCUUCCGCCGCUCUUGUCGGCGGAGGCAAACCGUACGCACCUGCUGGACAUGUUGUGCAUGUGUCGCCAGUUCAAGACCCCGACUUCGCACAUGGCUGCGCAGUUGAACGCAACGCAGUGCGAGAGCGUCCAGUUUGCGGACCGAUGGGUCAUCUCCACGGACAUAUCGCAUGUGAAGUCGGCCCAUGUGCAUGUCCAAGGUUCGGAGAUUAUCCUCGGCGGGCUGCAUGUUCUCGUGUUUCAUUCCAAGGCAUCCUCGCCAUCCUCGUCGACGGUGAUUGCCUUUCGCCAUCAAGAAGGCGAGUCUCUUCUAGACAAUGACAUGUGGGAAGCCAUGGCACUGUAUGGCCGCAACUAUGUGCAGAUGGAAGCGGGGCCGUCCCCCCUGACGUUGUUGGACUACACGACUCGAGCCAUUCAAGCACUUCUGUUUGGUGCUCGACAUGCAGUGGAGAUGGACUACUUUACGUUGGCCAAGGCGUUGGUGGGCGAGCUCGUGCCAGGUGGAGACUCGGUGACGUUCACAGGGUAUUCGAUGGGCGGCGCGCUGGCGCAAUUGAUGGCCAUUGAAUCAAACUCCAAGGCGGUAGUGUUUGCUUCUAAUGGCGUGCUCGACGUCCUCAGUCAGUACCACGUGAACCCAGCCGUCGUGGCCAACCUACCGACUUCGCACUUGGUCAAUAUCAUGCAUCCCCAGGAUGAAGUGCCCAAGCUGGACUGCCAAAUCGGAACGCUAUUUCUGCACAACGACGUAAGCCACGACCACCUCCACGAGUCGUUUGUGUAUGGGGAUUUGGCGUGGAACCAACUUGUGCACACACCAUACUCGUCUCAUGUCGAGCACGGCCGCGUAUGGAGCCAGACCCACGGCAUUUGCAUCGACAACGAUCUGAACGACCCCAUGGCGUUCGCAGUCGACUCGGUGGCGCAGAGCUCAUCCAGCCAGGCGCUGGCGACGCUGGUUGGUGGUGGCCUGGUCUUGGUGGCUUUUAAGAUGCUGGCUCGAUGGUGCAAGUAGACGAUGUGAUCUUACUGUCGUAGGCUCUGGGUGGGUGUCCAUUGGAUAAUAUAUAUAUAUAUAUCGUUUCAAG
Molecule: messenger RNA, 1214 nt
Organism: Aphanomyces astaci
Lineage: Eukaryota; Oomycota; Saprolegniomycetes; Saprolegniales; Verrucalvaceae
Exons: 4
Coding region: 29-1141 (370 amino acids)
Source: RefSeq, a predicted model, not a curated record